AUGUCUCUGACCUCUCGCGUUCUAUAUACUCCUACCACCAUCAAACUCUCUCCCUACCUACUACCCUCUUCUUCUGCUCUUUCUCCUCGAAAAUCCCAUUUUCUCUCUUCCAAUUCUACCACUCCAUCCUUCCGCCGCUUCACUCAUAUUACAAAGUCACCUUCCCCUCUAUUCGCCAGGGUAUUUUCGUCUUCCACCAAGACCGCCAUGGGGGACUCUCCUGAUGCUGGCAUGGACGCUGUCCAGAGACGCCUUAUGUUCGAGGAUGAAUGCAUUUUAGUGGAUGAGAAUGAUCGUGUUGUUGGUCACGACUCCAAAUAUAAUUGUCAUUUGUGGGAAAAUAUUUUGAAGGGGAAUGCUUUACACAGAGCUUUUAGUGUGUUUCUCUUGAACUCAAAAUAUGAGCUACUCCUUCAGCAACGCUCUGCGACGAAGGUAACCUUUCCCCUGGUCUGGACAAACACUUGCUGCAGCCAUCCUUUAUAUCGUGAAUCUGAGCUUACAGAUGAGGAUUCUCUUGGGGUGAGGAAUGCUGCACAGAGGAAGCUUUUUGAUGAGCUCGGUAUUCCCGCUGAAGAUUUGCCAGUUGAUCAGUUCAGUCCACUGGGGCGCAUAUUGUACAAGGCACCUUCUGAUGGAAAGUGGGGGGAGCAUGAACUUGAUUACCUGCUCUUCAUGGUUCGUGAUGUUGGUGUAAAUCCAAACCCUGAUGAGGUAGCUGAUAUCAAGUAUGUUAACCAGGAACAGUUGAAGGAGCUUCUGAGAAAAGCAGAUGCUGGUGAGGAAGGUUUGAAGUUGUCACCUUGGUUCAGACUAAUUGUGGACAACUUCUUGUUCAAGUGGUGGGACCAUGUCGAGAAAGGGACUCUAAAGGAAGUAGCUGACAUGAAAACAAUUCACAAGUUGACUUAA
Messenger RNA from Dovyalis caffra, 912 nucleotides. NCBI's taxonomy places the organism in Eukaryota, Viridiplantae, Streptophyta, Magnoliopsida, Malpighiales, Salicaceae. The record is from the annotation of a GenBank genome assembly.